This is a messenger RNA of Penicillium salamii, 1032 nucleotides long. Lineage: Eukaryota; Fungi; Ascomycota; Eurotiomycetes; Eurotiales; Aspergillaceae. The record is from the annotation of a GenBank genome assembly.
AUGCUAAACUUCUCUCUUUUUCCACCCCAAUUGAAUCAAAAUCAUCUAAGUAUAAUCAUGCAUUUCUUGCAUUUUAUGCUCGGGGUGGCUGCCCUCGGUCCAGCCCCAGCCUUCGGGGACAUCACCUCCAGUCUGCAGAGCAUCCUCCGGAACACCCACGGCAGCAAAGACUAUGGGUAUCCAACAGAUUUAACCAGGGAUUUGCUCCCGGUGACGAUUAUUGGCGAGAUGAGCCUUUUUAUACCGGUUGGUGAAAUUGUAAUUGCUCUUCAUCACUUCCCUAAUGCUGAAUUUCCAGGCCUGUCGCAUGGCUGCACAUCUACUGAAGCAGAUGUCUGGCUAUACAACGGCACUCUAUAUGUCGGACAUGAUCAAUCGGCUCUCACGACUUCGAGGACCCUUGAAUCAUUGUAUAUCAAUCCAAUUCUGGAUGUUCUGGAGCGACAGAACCCAGAAAGCCCAUUCCUGUCAAAGCCAACAAAGAACGGUGUCUGGGACACCGACACGGAACAAACGCUGUAUUUCUUCAUCGACGUGAAAACCUCAGGAGUCGAAACCUUCAAGGCAGUCAUUGCCGCCCUACAACCACUUCGGGAGAAGGGCUAUCUCACCACCCUGAAAGAUGGCACCAUCACCAACGGACCCAUCACCAUCAUCGGCACAGGAGAAACACCCCUGGACUUAGUAGCGCCCGUCCAAGACCGUGACUACUUUUUCGACGCACCACUAGCCGAACUCACCGAUGCCCGCUACGCCAACAUAACAGGCCUCGUUUCACCAGUUGCAUCAACCGAUUUCCAAAAAGCCGUUGGCAAAAUAACAAGAGAUACAGACCCUAUUCUCGGGGAUGAUCAACUGAAGGCUCUGCGCGAGCAGAUCGCCAUAGCAAAUGAGCGUGGCAUCGGGGCUAGAUAUUGGAAUACCCCGUACUUCCCGAUUCGAGUCCGAAACUUAGUCUGGAGGACUUUGCUGAGGGAAGGUGUUAUUUUACUUAAUGCUGAUGAUCUGGAUGCUGUCACUGGGUUUUUCUAG